UUUUGCGCUCCGACGCUGCGAGACGGCGACGCAAAAGAGCGCGAAGAGAGGAAGAGAGAGAGAGAGAGAGAGAGAGAGAGAGAGAGAGAGAGAGAGAGAGAGAGAAGCCAAACUUACUUUCCGCCGCGUCGUCCUUUAAUGUGAUCGCGUUAAUAUUAGUGUUUCGCUUAUUUUUAAGCGUCUCUCAGUGUGCUGGAUAAGUUUGGUCGCCGACAGACGCACCUCUGGACUUUGGCACAGACGUCGCUGGACAUGGGCGCAUCUGAGUCCAACCGACGGUAGAUCCGAGACGCGGAGCUGCUGUCCUCUUUUCCUCCUCCUGCAGAGUGGACCCACUUUUCAGAGAGACGUUUUCCCCCCCCUUUCUAUUUGGGCCUAAGGCCGACUUGUUUAAAGGUCUUUUUUUUUCUCCUUCCGGCAACAGCGAAGCGACCCAGACUUCUCCCUCAGCCCUCACGCCCUCUCUCACUUUUUUGGAAGCUGAACUUUGAAAGGAAAAUGAGGCAUUGAGAGAGUUGGCAGAUCUCCUCGCGCUAUAAUGGCUACAGACACCUACCUGGUGAACGACGAUCCUGCUAGAGGCCCCGGGAUGCCGGAGUGCUUCCUCGUGUCUGAUACAUACAGGGAUGAAUUCCACCCCUUCAUCGAGGCCUUGCUGCCCCAUGUCCGCGCCUUCGCCUACACCUGGUUCAACCUGCAGGCCCGCAAGCGCAAGUACUUCAAGAAGCAUGAGAAGCGCAUGUCCAAGGAGGAAGAGCGCGCGGUGAAGGAUGAGCUGCUGGGUGAGAAGCCAGAGAUCAAACAAAAGUGGGCCUCACGGCUGCUAGCCAAGCUCCGUAAGGACAUCCGACCAGAGUUCCGUGAGGACUUUGUGCUCACCAUCACGGGGAAAAAGCCCCCUUGCUGCGUGCUGUCCAACCCCGACCAGAAGGGCAAGAUCCGUCGCAUUGACUGCCUGCGCCAGGCCGACAAGGUGUGGCGGCUGGAUCUGGUCAUGGUCAUCCUGUUCAAGGGCAGCCCCUUGGAGAGCACAGACGGGGAACGGCUGGUCAAGUCACCCCAGUGCACCAAUCCUGGCCUGUGCGUGCAGCCGCACCACAUUGGAGUGUCCGUCAAGGAGCUCGACCUGUACCUGGCAUACUUCGUCCACACACCAGAAUCCGGACAAUCAGACAGCUCCAGCCAACAGGGGGACACAGACAUCAAACCUCCGCCCAAUGGGCACUUGAGUUUCCAGGACUGCUUUGUCACUUCAGGGGUGUGGAAUGUGGCCGAGCUGGUCAGAGUGUCACAGACUCCUGUAGCCACAGCGUCGGGUCCGAACUUCUCAUUGGCUGACCUGGACAGCAGUCCUAGUUACUACAACAUCAAUCAGGUGGCGCUAGGACGUCGCUCCCUCACCUCCCCACCCUCAACCAGGUCUGAGGUGGAGUUGUACGCAAACCUUCCUCGGAGCUCCACCAAGAGGAAGUCAUUAGAUGACAGUGAACUAGAAAGCCCCACAGAUGAUGUUUUCUAUCCUGGACGCUCACCGGCUGCCAGCUCUUCGCAGUCCAGUGCGUGGCCCAACGACAUGGAUACAGUGCAGCACCAUUUGGCGAGUGUGCAGGAGAGGAAGAUAAAACAUGAAAACGAUGGCGUGCAGUUUCCUUACCAUGGACUGUCCUCGCCUGGUUCUCUUAAGAAGCCGGGAAAGUUUGAUUUCAACGCCCUGACUUCCCAGACGAGGUCUCCCCGCAUGGCGUUCACACACCACCCGCUGCCUGUGCUGGCAGGAGUGAGACCAGGUGAGAGCCCUGCCAGCUUCCCCUCAGCCCUGCACUUUCCCUCCUCCUCUAUCAUCCAGCAGUCCACCCCCUACUUCACCCCCACCAUCCGCUACCAUCACCACCAGGACCCGCUUAAGGAGUUUGUGCAGUUUGUCUGCACUGAUGGCACAGACAGCCCAUCCAGCCAACCUAAUGGAGGUGGCCAAAGCAAAAUGCCGGGCUCCUUCCUGCUGCCCCCGCCACCCCCGGUGGCACGCCCUGUGCCCCUCCCCUUGCCCGACUCUAAAACCAUCAGCACGCCCACUGACAGCGGACUCGGCUCACCCGCAUCUCCGUCAUACUCCACGCCAGGCUCCACAGCUCCCAACCGGUUUGUCGGCAUCGGAACACGGGACAACUUUCUGAAUAUCCCCCAGCAGACUCAGUCCUGGUUCCUCUGACAAGGCCUCUCGGAAUCAACGGCUAAAAUUGUGUCGUGAAAAAUUGGAGUUUGUAAAACAGACUGCUGACACUAAAAAAGAUCUUUUUUCUCUCGCCAAC
This is a messenger RNA of Thalassophryne amazonica, 2309 nucleotides long. It is a transcript of the gene nfixa, whose product is annotated as nuclear factor I/Xa. NCBI's taxonomy places the organism in Eukaryota, Metazoa, Chordata, Actinopteri, Batrachoidiformes, Batrachoididae. The record is from RefSeq and is a predicted model, not a curated record. Gene Ontology annotation, cellular component: nucleus. Gene Ontology annotation, biological process: regulation of transcription by RNA polymerase II. Gene Ontology annotation, molecular function: DNA-binding transcription factor activity, RNA polymerase II-specific; RNA polymerase II cis-regulatory region sequence-specific DNA binding.